UUCUUUCAGGCUGUCUUUUAAUUUUUUGUGGAGUGACAUGGGUUUCUUCUGUAGUCGUCUUCACUUUUUUCUUGAUGGAAUUGUUCAUAGUUGUGCUUGAAGAAUUUUUUUUCAAGAUUUCCCACCCCCUUAGACUCCUUUUCCCUUAGGAGUGAGUUGCCACAGCAACUUGCUUAUCGUUGUUCUGAAAGUUGGCUUUUUUGAAGUCCAGGAUAUGUGUUUGGCUACAGUUAACCUUUGUCUCCUUUAGAACUGAGAAUUCAAGUAUUGCAUGGUCAAAUGAAUCUCCCAGAGUUCUCAUGGCCUCUAUUUUGUUCACUAGGCCAUCCCUGUUAGCAUUAAAUCAAGGAUAGCUGAUCCUCUUGUUCUUUUUCCUACCUUUUACUGAUCUUGAUAGAGAUCCAGCAACUGUCAAGGACAUCCAUCCAAUUGGCAGCUAUAUGUGGACACAACCAACCAGUACCAGCACUGAAAACAUUGAUGGCAAUCUUUAAUGCCACCGACCUUGAGACCAAGAAUGCCCUCUUCACUGUUGGAUCCCAAGGACUACGUGUCUGACCCAGGAAUCCCAGGCUGUUGUGCAAGUGUCCUCUAAAAUCCAGAGUGAGUCCUCCAGAGAUGGCUGAGGACCAGGAGCCAGUGCAGUCAUGGAAUUCUUCUUUGAAGCCUUUGGUCAAGGAGUGUUCCAGCAACACAUACCGUAGCAUGCAGCACUCCCAGACUUUGCUGAGUGGAUUAGUCGCUCUCCGGGACAGUGCCAUCCUCUUUGAUGUUGUCCUGCUUGUAGAGGGGAAGCCAAUUGAAGCACAUCGUAUCCUACUGGCAGCAUCAUGUGAUUACUUCAGGGGAAUGUUUGCUGGUGGACUAAAAGAAAUGGAACAGGAAGAAGUCCAUAUUCAGGGGGUAUCUUAUAAUGCUAUGUGUAAAAUCCUAAAUUUCAUAUAUACUUCUGAACUGGAACUUGGCCUAAACAACGUGCAGGAAAUACUAACAGCAGCCUGCCAACUUCAGAUCCCUGAGGUCAUCAAAUUCUGCUGUGAAUUCCUUAUGUCCUGGGUGGAUGAGGAGAACAUCUUGGAUAUGUACAGACUCGCUGAUCUCUUUGACCUCAGCCACUUGAGUGUGGAACUGGACUCCUUCAUUUUGAAGAACUUUCUCACUUUUUCAAAGACUGAAGUGUACCGUCAGCUUCCCUUGGAAAAGACUUAUGCCCUCCUCAAUAGCAAUUUCUUAGAGGUCAUAUCUGAGAAUGAGGUCUACGAAGCAGCCCUGUUUUACCAUUAUACACCAGAACAAGUAGAAAUGGAUCAGGUCUCUUUGAUGGAGCCUCCAAAGCUGCUGGAGACUGUCCGUUUCCCUUUGAUGGAGCUUCAGACUCUGCAAAGACUCCAUGAUAGGCUGAGUUCAUGUCCCCUAAAGGAGACAGUGGCCAGUGCACUAAUGUACCACAAGAAUGAGUGCCUCCAGCCUGUGCUUCAGAGUAGGCACACACAAGUGCGGUCAGAGUUUCAUUGCGUGGUGGGGUUUGGGGGGAUGCAUUCAACUCCUUCCAUAGCUCUCAGCAACCAGGCCAGGUACUUGAAUCCUUUGUUGGGAGAGUGGAGGCCCUUCACCGCAUCUUCGUCUCCCAGAAUGUCUAACCAGGGAAUAGCUGUUCUCAAUAAUUUUGUAUACUUAAUAGGGGGAGAUAACAACGUACGAGGCUUUCGGGCAGAAUCGAGAUGCUGGAGGUACGACCCACGACACAACAAGUGGUUCCAGAUACAGUCCCUCCAGCAAGAGCGUGCAGACCUCUCUGUCUGUGUUGUGAGUGAGUACAUCUAUGCUGUGGCAGGACGAGACUACCGUGAAGAUCUGCGGGAAGUGGAAAGAUACGACCCCAAAUCCAACAGCUGGGAAUAUGUGGCAUCCCUCAGAAAGGAGGUGUAUGCACAUGCAGGUGCAGAGUUAGAUGGGAAGAUGUAUAUCACCUGUGGAAGGCGAGGGGAAGACUACCUGAAAGAGCUGCAUUGCUAUGAUCCUGUAGCCAAUCACUGGGACAGCUUAGCUGACAGCCCUGUCAGAAGGGCCUGGCAUGGGAUGACUGCAGUGCUGGGGAGGCUGUACGUGAUUGGAGGAAGCAACAAUGACUCUAUCUGUAGAAGAGAUGUUCACCAGGUUGCCUGCUAUAGCCCAAGCACUGCUCAGUGGACAACUGUGUGUCCUCUGCCUUCUGGGCAUGGCGAGCCUGGCAUUGCCGCCUUGGGUCACCAAAUCUAUGUCCUAGGGGGAAGAUCACAUAACCAUGGGAUCCGCAUGGACUAUGUUCACAUCUAUGAUGCUGAAAAGGACUGCUGGGAAGAAGGCCCUCAGUUAGAGAAGAACAUUUCUGGGAUGGCUGCCUGUGUUCUUACACUGCCAAGGGCUGUUCUGGUGGACACGGAGAGUUGGGCCUCUGAGUGCCAUGAUCAGCCACAUGUGGCUCCUGAGGUCAUGUGUGUUUUGGCACGGGAGGAAUCUGAUCAUCUGAAUGAUGACUAAGUGGAGGACUUUUUGCACACUGCAAGCAAACCAGACAAUGUGACUUUCCUGACUCGGUUGAGCCCCACAGUUCUGCCACUAAGCUACACUCACUGUGCAGCUAGAGGCUACAUGGUCCUGCUAGUGGUGACUGAGCAGGGCUUCUUCUGGUAAGGCUGCUGGUAGGAGAGGCUCCAUCGUUUCCUUUACAGGGCUGUUUCCUCAGAUGAUACACAGAGAGGAGUUUGCACAGAGGUGUGCUUGGGGAACAUGGACCUUGCUGUCUCUCCUUUCCAGAAUUAUGAUGUGUGUCUUCAUUAUUUAAAUAUUUGCUGACUUGGAAAUGUGCUCUUUAUUAAGGUGCCUUCAAUAACUUGCCAGUACAGUGAAAGCAAGCAAUGGGCACUCUUGGUGAAGGGUCUGUUUCCCUCAAAGCUUGUUAUGCUUCUCCACCACAGCAUAGAUGACAGCAAAGAUCUUGUUCAACUGUUCUGUGAGCAUCAGAAAUCCCUUCAUCUGUCAUAAUUCUACUAGGCAAAGGGGUAGAACUGCCUUCCUUCUAACAUUUUGCUAGUUCUCCUCUCCCUUUCUCAGCUGCUCAAACUAGCUGCUGCCAACCUUUCCUAACUACUAUUUCCUAUGCAUAUUUACACAUGGUGAGCAAAACAUCAGCAUGUCUUUCAGCAUCUUUUUGCACAUGUGUUCAAAAAGAUGGUAUGGCCUCCCCAUAGGUGCCUUUCACUGAACAGUCCCUCAAACCUGUUGAAAACCAAGACAUGCCUUGUAAACUGAACUGCUGGGAGGAUGAAAGAAACACACCAAGCACCCCCAAGUACUGGAAAUGCACCUGAGUAGUGGAUACAAGAGCUGCUUAGCUCAAAAAGAAAAAACUAAAAUGGGAGAUGCUCAGAUGCAUUUCUACCAAAGUGCCACCCCUCCCUCAUCCUUUGGGAUUUCAGCUCAGUCCAUUCAUAAGUUCCAAGGGAAAUCAGCACUUUGUCAAAGUGGCAUUCAACAUCCUACAGUUUUGAUGACAAUUUUCCUUAGAAGCUCAAAAUUUGCUUCCUUAUCUACCCAGGAGUAAAUGUUUAAAUUUACAUGACAUUUCAGAGCCCUUAUUCACAAGCGAAUCAUCUUGCUUUGGUCCUCACAACUUCUCUGAUUCUGGCCAGAUACUGUAGGCCAAAUGAAAUUAAACAAAGCUGACUGCAAUUGAGGGACUGUGAUGAAGAUUUGACCUCUUGGUGAUAGGUUAUUUUGGGCCAACAUUGUACAUCAGCCCUCUGAGAAGGUAUAAAGUAGUUGUGAUUUUGUGAACAACACUUUUCUGUUAAUUAUGCAUGAAUGCUGUCUCUAUCUCAGAAGUUCCCAAUAACAUUUUCCUGUGUUACUGUAGGACUGAUUUCCUUUUGUUGGCUGUACAGCUUCCCCACAUAAUAAAAAAUAUAUUUAUUUAGGA
This is a messenger RNA of Varanus komodoensis (Komodo dragon), 3958 nucleotides long. It is a transcript of the gene KLHL22, whose product is annotated as kelch like family member 22. The record is from RefSeq and is a predicted model, not a curated record. Bases 619 to 2520 code for a protein of 633 amino acids. NCBI's taxonomy places the organism in Eukaryota, Metazoa, Chordata, Lepidosauria, Squamata, Varanidae. The transcript has 7 exons. Gene Ontology annotation, biological process: cell division; proteasome-mediated ubiquitin-dependent protein catabolic process; positive regulation of TORC1 signaling. Gene Ontology annotation, molecular function: protein binding. Gene Ontology annotation, cellular component: cytosol; Cul3-RING ubiquitin ligase complex; mitotic spindle.